This is a messenger RNA of Cuscuta europaea, 1061 nucleotides long. The record is from the annotation of a GenBank genome assembly. NCBI's taxonomy places the organism in Eukaryota, Viridiplantae, Streptophyta, Magnoliopsida, Solanales, Convolvulaceae.
AGGAAACAUAAACUGUUCUAUACACAGAAGAGAUUCGAUCAUUUGAGUUCUGAAUAUUCCUAUGAACAGAGUCUUCUCCAACCAUUUCAAUUGGACUUCUCACUAUACCUCUCUGUCAAUGGCUUCCAUUCGUUCAAGCUUGCAGGAAUGCGUCACCCCAAACACUCUCAGAGCCUAUCUCGCCGAGUUCAUCUCCACCUUCUUCUUUGUCUUCGCCGCCGCGGGCUCCACCAUGGCUUCUCGGAAGAUGUGGCCGGAGGCUGCUUCGGAUCCGGCAAGCCUGGUCGGAACUGCCGUAGCCAAUGCGUUUGCAUUGACGGUGGCUGUUUAUAUUUCCGUUGGUGUCUCUGGAGGCCACGCAAAUCCGGCGGUCACUCUGGCUAGGACUGUCUGCCGCCAACUUAAUGUUUCAACGGCCAUCUUUUACUGGAUCUCGCAACUGCUUGCUUCAGUCAUGGCUUGCCUCCUCCUAAAAGUCACCACUGUUCAACAGCACGUUCCAAUUCUCGGGAUUCCAGAUGAAAUGACGGGUUUUGGGGCAUCGAUAUUGGAGGGAGUGAUGACAUUUGUUUUGGUGUACACGGUUUAUGCUGCCGGGGAUAACAGGAAGGGUCACAUGGGUGCCAUCGGACCAUUGACCAUCGGGUUGAUCGCAGGUGCGAAUGUGUUGGCAUCCGGGCCGUUCACCGGUGGAGCCAUGAACCCGGCAUACGCUUUUGGGACAGCUUUGGUCGGAGGGAAUUUCCAGAACCAGGCAGUGUAUUGGAUCGGACCCCUAAUUGGGGGAACCAUUGGUGGUGUUCUCUACGACAAAGUGGUUUUUCCAUCUUCUGAAUCUUCUGAUUCAAUGGGGGGUUUGAGUGAGGUGGGGGGUGUUUAAUGUCCAUUAUUAGUAUGUGAUAUUAAUGUGAUUUGAGUGUAAUUGGGCAGUUGUAUCAUGCAUGUCUUUUAAAAUGUCCAAUUUAUGUGUUAAUUAGGUAAUUAUUAGCCUCUUCUCCUCUCUCCCGACCGGACUACAACAAGUUAUUGUACGUUUUUAAUUUUUUAUGUCAUUUGUAAGC